CUUGCAAAACAACGGAAUCUGCAGAGUGCACAUUGCAUUACACCGCGGGAGUCGGUACUACACCAAAAGCCGAAAUUCGUUAUUAAUUUUUUUAUUUCGCAAAUUACCACUAAAUUAAGUUUGUGUUUUAAGUUUUCAACAUUGAUUUAUUUACGUUGUUUUCAACUAUCACGAGCAAUUAUCCUAGUUAGUUUGUUAACGGAAUAGUGUUUCUUUAUUUUUAAACGAUGUUUGUUGUGUUUGUUAAAGUGUGAAGUGAUUUUGCAUAAGUUCAAGUGAGUGCUAUGGCCGAAGGAAAUGGUGAGGUAUCAGAAGAGCCAAUGAAAAUUGAAGGGGAACCCGAGAGAACCGAAGACUAUCAGAAAUUACUAGAAUAUGGCCUCGAUGAGAAGGUGGCGGCAAAAUUAGACGAGAUAUAUAAGACUGGUAAACUAGCACAUGUCGACCUCGACGAGAGAGCUCUCGAUGCUCUCAAAGAGUUUCCCGUUGAUGGUGCCCUUAACGUUUUGGGGCAGUUCCUCGACUCGAAUUUGGAACAUGUGUCGAACAAAUCAGCGUAUUUGUGUGGCGUUAUGAAAACGUACCGUCAAAAGAGUCGGGCCGGAUCGAGUCAAGGCACGACAACGCCGGCUCCAGCGCCCGUCAAAGGACCUGACGAAGAGAAGAUCAAACAAAUUCUGGAUAGGACGGGGUAUACACUGGACGUUACUACAGGCCAACGCAAGUAUGGCGGUCCACCACCAGGUUGGGAUGGGUCGCCGCCAGGCGCCGGCUGUGAAGUUUUCUGUGGCAAAAUCCCGAAGGACAUGUAUGAGGAUGAACUCAUACCUUUAUUUGAAGCAUGCGGCACUAUUUGGGAUUUACGGUUAAUGAUGGAUCCGAUGACGGGGACGAAUAGGGGGUAUGCGUUCGUGACGUUCACGACACGAGAAGCUGCCCAACUAGCCGUCCAAAAGCUGAAUGAUUAUGAGAUACGGAAAGGCAAAAAGAUUGGCGUAACCAUAUCUUAUAACAAUCACCGGUUAUUUGUGGGCUAUAUUCCAAAGAACCGGGAUCGAGACGAUCUCUUGGAAGAGUUUUCCAAACAUGCACCCGGCCUCAUGGAAGUCAUAAUCUACAGCUCGCCAGACGACAAGAAGAAGAAUCGCGGCUUCUGUUUCCUGGAGUACGAAUCUCACAAAGCCGCCUCGUUAGCCAAACGUCGUUUGGGCACGGGACGCAUCAAGGUGUGGGGUUGCGAUAUUAUCGUCGAUUGGGCAGACCCGCAAGAAGAACCGGACGAGCAGACCAUGUCCAAGGUGAAGGUGUUGUACGUGAGAAAUUUAACGCAAGAGAUCACUGAAGAAAAGCUCAAAGAAGCUUUCGAAGCGUACGGAAAAGUCGAACGUGUGAAGAAAAUUAAAGACUACGCUUUUAUCCAUUUCGAAGAUCGAGAGAAUGCCGUUAAGGCCAUGGAAGAGUUAGAUGGGAAAGAAAUGGGCGGGUCCAAUAUAGAAGUAUCUUUAGCCAAACCUCCGUCCGAUAAAAAGAAAAAAGAAGAAAUUUUGAGAGCGCGUGAAAGACGUAUGAUGCAGAUGAUGCAAGUGCGUGGAGGAAUGAUGCCAGGUAGUAUGCCUCUGAGGGGUCAGCCUGGACAGGCGAGGAGCGGUGCCGGUAUGAGAGGACCUAUGGGCCGUGGGGACUAUGAUUAUGAUUACGACUAUUACGGGUACGGGGAUUAUCGAGGCGGCUACAGUGACCCAUAUUAUGAUGACUAUUACCGGUAUGAAGAUUACUAUUACGAUUAUCCGACGGCGCCGACGCAAUCCCGAGGGAGAGGCAGGCAACCACAACCGGAACUGGAUGAAGGAGGCACGUUGAGUUCGACCAGCGUGUACUACGAAGUUAGCAGUGGGAAUCAGGCUGGCCGUGGGCGUGGGGUGGUGGCACGUGGCCGGGCCGGUGGGCCCCCAGCCCGUGGGGCGGCGGCCAACCGAGCGGGCCGGGGAGGAGCAGCAGGGGGCCGUGGGGCAGCACGCCAAACCGCUCGUGGAGUGGGCCGCGCCAAGGGAAGUUUACCAGCAGGUAAACGGAAAUUUGACGGGGGUCACCAGAACCAAGGGGAGACAAAGCGCAGAUACCAGAGCAACUGGGGUAGCCAGCCCCUCCCGCAGCAGCCGCUGGGGGCGGACGUCAACGGAGAGCAGCAGGCGUGGUACCAGGAUUCGUAUGGGUCCUGGAGCUAAGUGAUAGGACAGUGCAGCCCACGGUGGGACUGAGUGCGAGUGGCCCUACGUCUGGGCAAGGGUAGGCGCACCCUCUAGUGCCUGCUGGUGUGCGCCUGCGCCCUACUUAGAGGAACCCAACAGCUGAUGGUGUCCCCAUACUAUUUUAAUUCAUUGCUAAAUAUCUAUCUGCAUUCGUUUUUAAUAAUUUGUUGAUUUGGUUAUUUCGUAUACCAUGUUGGUUUUUCAAAAUUUUUAACUGUGUCGUUUCGAGUUCAUUUGAAAAUUGAAUUGUAUAAGUUAUUUUUUUUAUUAUGUUUUAAUGUUAUUUGGGUGAUGUGUCCCCUUGCUCUGGAGGUUACAUCGCAGGGACGUCGCCCGUCGUUAUAGUCUCGGUGCAGAUUGAUGUCCCGUCUUUUCACAGGUCGGGACGUAUAGUUUGCACUUUAUUCUAAUUCUUCUCUUGUGUUUUUUAUUAUUUUUUUUUAUUACUUAAUUGCAACCCGACAUCCCAGGUGUCACAUCACUGCAUAGAUUCGGUUUUAAACGUGGUUUUGUAAAUUUAAAAAUUCGUCUGUUGGCUGUUUUAACUAACACUGACUGUAUGGAAGCAUGGGUUUGGCACUGUUUAGCGCGAUCGGUGGUUUAGCACCGAUCGGGCAGGGCAUGGAGGGACUGCACUCGGUUCAUGCAGUGUCCUGACUAAAAAGAUCGUUGCUCAUGAAACGAGUGAGUUUUAUUAUAUGUAUAAUAUAAUUAUAUAUUUUAUUCCUGCAAAUGCAUUUUUGCAUUGUGAUGUAUUUUAGCAGUAAUUUAAGGAGUUCAAGCAUAUACUUCUGUUUCCGGCACCGGAUUAACAAUUACAGUUCAGCUCCAGACAGUAAUUAAUAUUACAGCUAAAACACUCAAUUGCAAUGUUAGGCUCAGUAUCAUGGUUAUUGAUUUUAAACGGUAAUUGUAUCGGUUAUUUUUACUUGAUUUGCUUUUUUGCUUCCCUGGCAUGUCCCUUUCAGUACACUGUAACAAAGUUGAUCUGUCCUUUUAAUCUUUAGUGUGAUGUAGCUAAUCAAUUGACAUUAUACUGUAUUAGAAUUAUAUACAUACUAUCACUAUAGUAACAAAUUGCCAUUCACUACAACUACUCCAACCAGCUGAUUGUCGUGGUUGCUGCGACGCGUCCGACGGCUACAGGAUGUGUCCACGUCUCGCACCUUGGUUGAGGACAGCAUCUUCUAGCCCUCGGCCAUCGCGGCAUCCACACGGUGAACCGUCAUCAAAUCCGCCGUCACGACUGUACUGUAUUGUGUGCGAACAUGGUCGGAGUCGCCAGCUUCGAACUUGAUGAUUUGUUAUGAUGUAUAUCGUCUAUCGAUUAAUUCUGAGAUGACUGAUGAUUUAUAUGUCUCAAUAAACAGUUGUAUGUGUAUUACAUUUUAAA
Zophobas morio is the source of this 3642-nucleotide messenger RNA. It is a transcript of the gene Syp, whose product is annotated as heterogeneous nuclear ribonucleoprotein Q. Gene Ontology annotation, molecular function: mRNA binding. The record is from RefSeq and is a predicted model, not a curated record. The transcript has 11 exons. The coding region runs from base 285 to 2225 and encodes 646 amino acids. Gene Ontology annotation, cellular component: nucleus; ribonucleoprotein complex. NCBI's taxonomy places the organism in Eukaryota, Metazoa, Arthropoda, Insecta, Coleoptera, Tenebrionidae.